AUGGACAGCAGGAGAGUUCCCGGACCCGGAAUUAAUAUCGUGCAGGUCAAUCAGGCGCGAGAAGCGUUCGCGCGGACCGUGAGGGCCAGGGACCCGCGCCUUAGCUCGCAGUCAUCAGCACAGCUUACUACCGAUUCUAAUGCUUUUCCAGACACAACAACGGCAAUGAGUUCACCAGGCGCGAUAAAAGGACGACAUAGAUGUGGCAACCCCAAUAACCCGGCUUGUCCGCAUUGCUCGGCAGUGAUAAUUCCGGCGCCCAGAGCAUCGUUGCCAUUGGAAGACACGCCGUCAAUAUCCGUGGAAGAUUGGGUGGUCAGCACACGGAAAAAACCUAUUUUGAAUUCCCGGGAGCUGGAAGAGUGGGAACAGGUGUUAGGCCCGCUAACACUGCCGGAAAUGAUCUUUGGAAACAGCUUUGUGCGGGUUGAAAACGCAAAGCACGGAUGGUGUUUGGAAUUCAAUGCCCUCGAUGCACUCAAGUCUGUCAAGCUCGAAGACUCGGGCAUUCGGGUGUCGUACGCCAACAAAUGGAUCGACUCAAAGAAAAAACAGCAGCGACAUUCGGAUCUGGACGAUCGUUCGCUGGAAAUAGGACAACAUUACGACUGGACGUACACAACUCACUAUAAGGGCACACUCAAGGCCAGCAACCCGAUACACACUCUCACUCGAGACGACGCAGAGGUUCUGCCCCUCGACAAGCUGGCGCGUCCCGAUCCCAUCUUAUUUUACGACGAAAUGGUCCUGAUCGAAGACGAGCUGGCAGACAACGGCAUAAGCGUUGUGAGCGUUAAAGUGCGAGUCAUGAACGAGAGGGCGCUCAUUUUAUGCAGGUUUUUCCUCAGAGUCGAUGGUGUUCUUUUCAGAGUCUACGAUACGCGGGUCUACGUGGAGUUUGACGAGAACAAGGUAGUACGAGAAUACAAAAAAUAUGAGGGCGACUACAAAAGCGUCCUGAGCAAGCAAAACGCGGGCCAUUCGCGUGAUCCAAAAGCCAUUUUAAGAGACAGUAAUUGGGUCGUUCAGCAUUUGUCGCUGGUGAAGCGAGAAUGCGAUGUUAUACAAUUCUGA
Molecule: messenger RNA, 1074 nt
Organism: Lachancea meyersii CBS 8951
Lineage: Eukaryota; Fungi; Ascomycota; Saccharomycetes; Saccharomycetales; Saccharomycetaceae
Source: the annotation of a GenBank genome assembly